CAACACAAAAUAAGCUAGUUUUUCUAGUAUACAGGUAUUGAGAUAUGGGAAUUGGGUCUGUGGAAAGGAUUUUCAACCAAGCAAAGCCUUUUCUUGGUGUUAUUUUCAUGCAAUUUGGCUCUGCUGGCAAUUCCAUAAUUGCAAAGAAUGCACUAAACCAUGGCAUGGACCAACAUGUCCUGGUUGUUUACAGGUAUGCCAUAGCCACCCUUUUCAUUUCUCCCUUUGCCCUUGUUUUAGACAGGAAAAUCAGGCCAAAGAUGACCCUCUCAGUCUUCAUUAAGAUACUUUUGCUGGCAUUAUUAGAGCCAACACUCGACCAGAACCUGUACUAUACAGGAAUGAAGUACACAACCGCGACUUUUGCAAGUGCAAUGUGCAAUAUUCUUCCUGCCUUUGCAUUUUUGAUGGCUUGGAUAUGCCGGCUUGAGAACGUUAGGCUGAGGAAGAUUCAUAGCCUGCUAAAGAUAUUAGGCACCAUUGUGACUGUUGGGGGAGCCAUGCUAAUGACUCUGGUCACAGGACCUAUGCUGCCUUUGCCAUGGACACAGGUACAUAAUGCCCAACAGGGUGCACUUUCUUCUGCAAUUACCAAGCAAGAUCCCAUAAAGGGUGCCAUGUUUAUGGGUAUAGGCUGCUUGUGUUGGUCUAGUUUUAUAAUUCUCCAGGCAAUCACCCUGAAAUCAUACCCCGCCCCGCUUUCCCUAACAGCUUGGAUUUGCUGCAUGGGAGCCAUUGAAGGCACCGUUUUUGCCCUGGCAAUUGAAAAAGGCAGUAUUGCAGGCUGGUUCAUUUUUCACUCGUAUUCUAAAUUAGUAGCUCCAGUAUACAGUGGAAUAAUCUCUUCUGCCGUGGCAUAUUACAUUCAAGGAGUGGUAAUAAGGACUAAGGGACCUGUUUUUGUGACUGCUUUUAAUCCUCUUAGUAUGGUCAUUGUGGCCAUCUUGAGCUCCUUUGUUUUGUCAGAGAUAUUGUAUUUAGGAAGGGUUAUUGGAGCAAUCGUCAUUGUUGUCGGCCUCUAUCUGUUCCUAUGGGGAAAGUGCAAAGAUCAAUCCUCAACUAAUAGGGCGGCAACCGCAGACCCUGGUGAUAGAGAAAUGACUGCCUUGGAUGAGUUGAAUCAAGAUGCUGUCGUAAUGGAUGUAACGUCCAAAGUGACAUCUGACCAUGAAUCUGUUUGAGGGAAAUGCAGUCCAGUGCCUCAAAAUCUUUUAUUUUGGGUGCAUGGAUAUCGUUCUCUUUUUAUUGAAAGAUAUGUAUUUGUUUCGGUUUCAACGAUAUACUAGUGGUGCCUGAUUAGUAAGGCAGCACAAAGCUUGGAAAACUAAAUGCAUGAAUCUUCC
Rubroshorea leprosula is the source of this 1343-nucleotide messenger RNA. Lineage: Eukaryota; Viridiplantae; Streptophyta; Magnoliopsida; Malvales; Dipterocarpaceae. The record is from the annotation of a GenBank genome assembly.